AUGAAGCCCUUAUAUGAGGAAUACCAAGCACACGGUGGGACCAUAAUCAAACCUUAUUACUGGCUUAGCUUCUCCCUGGAUUGUACUAACUGUCCUUACCAUAUUCGAACCGGGGAAGAAGCAAGAGUUUCGUACACAGAAUUCCAUCAGAUUUUUGGAUUCCCUCAUGGGCCCGUGUAUCCUCAACCAAAGCAUCUGACAUUUUAUGAACUCAAAAAUUCUUCUGGAAACCUGGUGCAAAAGGGCCAUGCCACCAACUGCACUGGGAGUCCUACCCACCCAGAAUCAAUGCUAUUUGAAAUACAUGGUUAUCUUGACUCGGUUAUAUCCAGUAACAGCAACAUUAAACAUAUCAUUCUGUAUUCCAACCACACUCCUUGUAAUGAAGCUAACGACUGCUGCAUCAGCAAAAUGUACCACUUCCUACUGCUGUAUUCAAACCUCACUCUUAGUGUUUAUUUUUCUCAGUUCUAUCACACUGGGAAUGAAUUUCCUACUGCACCGUGGAACCGUGAAGCUCUCCGAAGCCUGGCCAGCUUAUGGCCCCGGGUCACUUUGAGUCCAAUAAGUGGUGGGAUUUGGUAUUCUCUUCUCAACAACUUUGUUAAUGGUAUUUCUGGAUCCGCUGCUUUCCAGCCCAUUUUAGCUGGGAGAGCAAUGGCCGAUAGAUACAAUGCCUAUGAAAUCAACUGCAUAACAGGAGUGAAACCUUACUUCAUGGAUGUUAUUCCCCGCGCAAGUGAGGGUCAGAACGUAAUAUUUCAGGCAACUUUACAGAAUUCCUCCUUCAACAAUGUCUUCCACAGGACAAGUACACAACCAUCACCCAUCUUGAUUCCAGACCUCAAGAUUCCUAUCAUUUUUGUGCUGGUACCUUACAGAGAUCUACCACCAGGGCAUGUGAGUGAACACCCACAUAAACCCAGGAAUGUGGUGAGACACUUAAAUAUGCCUCAAGCAUCAUUCUAUGAAGCCAAGGAGCUCAGCAAGCUUCCCAUGGGAAGGCCAGUGGAGAUGGAGGAAAUGACAGAAAGCUCCGCAAGCAGCGAAGAGACAGACGAAAACAAGGAUGAAAAGAAAUGGAAUAAAUGA
Molecule: messenger RNA, 1092 nt
Organism: Perognathus longimembris pacificus (Pacific pocket mouse)
Lineage: Eukaryota; Metazoa; Chordata; Mammalia; Rodentia; Heteromyidae
Gene: Apobec4
Product: apolipoprotein B mRNA editing enzyme catalytic polypeptide like 4
Exons: 1
Coding region: 1-1092 (363 amino acids)
Source: RefSeq, a predicted model, not a curated record